AUGCAUUUGCGAAAGCCUACAGAUUUAGGACAACCAUUAAACUCCGCUAAUGGUUUCAAAUAUCUAUGGAUGAAUUGGUUUUUUGUGGGUAUGCAUCCACCCCUUAACAGUAAAUCAAUUUUAUGGAACAUCCUGUACUACACAUAUUCUGCAGUAAUUAAUAUACUGGCCAGUGUCUGCUUGCCAGCCUCAAUGUUAGCCAAUCUCUGGCUUAUUAACUCUUGGCAGGAAGUGGUGGCAAAUCUUUCACUUACAACUACCAUUGCCAUAGCACCAUUUAAACAGCUGGCCGUUCUAAUACAUCGUCGAGCAUUACUUAAAGCGAAUGAAUUCUUAAAGCCAUUGGAUGAACGUAGUAGCCAACAAGUCCGGGAUCGUAGAAUUAUUCUAAAUGCUACGCAUUAUUGCCAUCUUUACUAUAUAUUUUAUAUCGCAAUUUACUGCUUUUGUGCCAUCGGUUUUGCCUACAUUGGCUGGAUCAAUGAUCGUUUGGUAUAUAGUGGUUGGUUUCCCAAUGUCUUAUCCGAUACGAGGUCGAACUAUAUUCUAGCAUUCUCCUAUCAAAAUUUUGCUCAAACUUGUUUGGUCUUUCAAAAUGCCAACAAUGAUGUUUAUCCUUUGUGUUAUCUAUCAAUGGUUAUAGCUCAUUUGGAGACAUUAGCGAAUCGUAUAGAGAGAAUUGGUAUGGAUAAGAAAAAACUAACUUCUGAGGAAAGUAUCGAAGAGUUAAAGUUGUGUAUAUUGGAUCAUAAGAAUCUGUUGGGUUACUUCGAAUGCAUACGUCCCGUCAUCUCGGCCACUCUGUUUUUGCAAUUUUUCAUUACCGGUUUUUCACUGUGUAUGACAGCCAUCAAUUUAAUUGCUUUCGAUAGUGAUAUUACACAGAAAUUUUUCGCUUCUAUAUAUUUGGGGGUCAUUCUCAUUCAGAUAUUUCCCACCUGUUGGCAUGUCAAUGUGAUAAUGGAGAAAAGUGACUAUUUAACUACGGCGAUGUACCGUUGCAAUUGGAUGGAUCAGAAUCAGAAAUUUCGCAAAAUGUUAAUAAUAUUUAUGCAACGUUCACAGAAAACGAAUACGGUAUUGGCUGGUAAUUUGGCACCGGUAACAUUGCAAACAUUUCUGGCGAUAAUACGUUUUUCAUUUUCCAUGUUUACGAUUUUUAGCCAAGUUCAAAGUUGA
This is a messenger RNA of Lucilia sericata (common green bottle fly), 1179 nucleotides long. Its product is annotated as odorant receptor 7a-like. Gene Ontology annotation, cellular component: plasma membrane. Gene Ontology annotation, biological process: detection of chemical stimulus involved in sensory perception of smell; sensory perception of smell. The transcript is spliced from 3 exons. Gene Ontology annotation, molecular function: olfactory receptor activity; odorant binding. The record is from RefSeq and is a predicted model, not a curated record. The coding region runs from base 1 to 1179 and encodes 392 amino acids. NCBI's taxonomy places the organism in Eukaryota, Metazoa, Arthropoda, Insecta, Diptera, Calliphoridae.